UUGUCGAGGCGGAGCGGGUUCCUGGUAAAGCAGAUCAGAGUGAAACACGUAAGAUUCAAACACGCAAGGUCGUGUCCCCAGCUGUGGGGUGGAGGUUUCUUAUUUUUGAGCAAAGAUGAUGUCUCUAGCCGCUCGUUCCGGGGCUCUUUCCCCGUACCUGCAGGCAACAAAACACACGGUUAAAAGCCUGGUUUUCCCCGGAGCUACGGAGCUGGUGCCUGCUGCUGCUCCUGGAGGAAUCCGCCUUGCCCACACAGAUCUCAAAAUUCCUGACUUCAAUGACUACCGUCGACUUGAAGUUAUCGACCCCAAAAAGUCGUCUCAGGAAAGCAGUGAGGGAAGAAGGGCGUUCUCCUACCUUGUCACUGGAGCGACCACUGUAGUAGGCGUCUAUGCAGCCAAAACAGUGGUCACCCAGUUCGUCUCCUCCAUGAGCGCAUCAGCCGAUGUCCUGGCCUUAUCCAAGAUUGAGAUCAAGCUGAGUGACAUCCCUGAAGGCAAAAACAUGACCUUUAAGUGGAGAGGAAAGCCCCUGUUUGUCCGUCACCGCACAGAGAAGGAAAUUGAUGCAGAGGCAGCUGUGAAUAUUGCAGAGCUGCGUGACCCAGAGCAUGAUAAGGAUAGAGUGGUUAACCCCAAGUGGGUCAUCGUCCUUGGUGUGUGCACUCAUCUGGGCUGUGUACCCAUUGCCAAUGCCGGAGACUUCGGAGGGUACUACUGUCCUUGCCAUGGCUCCCACUAUGAUGCUUCAGGAAGAAUAAGAAAGGGACCCGCCCCUCUGAACCUGGAGGUUCCCUACUAUGAAUUCCCUGAUGAAGACACUGUCAUUGUUGGAUAAAUACAGCUCUGUCGCAGGUCUUCUCUGUAAUAUGUAUUUUUAGAUGGCUCUGUGAAAGAGGUGGGGCCGACAUAAAUAUGUGUAUUUACAAAUAAAGAGAUAUCUCCAACUGUUA
This is a messenger RNA of Toxotes jaculatrix (banded archerfish), 953 nucleotides long. Its product is annotated as cytochrome b-c1 complex subunit Rieske, mitochondrial-like. Bases 116 to 838 code for a protein of 240 amino acids. The record is from RefSeq and is a predicted model, not a curated record. Gene Ontology annotation, cellular component: membrane. The transcript is spliced from 2 exons. Gene Ontology annotation, molecular function: 2 iron, 2 sulfur cluster binding; quinol-cytochrome-c reductase activity. NCBI's taxonomy places the organism in Eukaryota, Metazoa, Chordata, Actinopteri, Toxotidae. Gene Ontology annotation, biological process: mitochondrial electron transport, ubiquinol to cytochrome c.